This is a messenger RNA of Ylistrum balloti, 750 nucleotides long. Its product is annotated as salivary glue protein Sgs-3-like. The record is from RefSeq and is a predicted model, not a curated record. The transcript has a single exon. NCBI's taxonomy places the organism in Eukaryota, Metazoa, Mollusca, Bivalvia, Pectinida, Pectinidae. The coding region runs from base 1 to 750 and encodes 249 amino acids.
AUGAAACCAUCACCCCACCCCUCACCACCCUCACAACCCCAACAAACACCACCCCCAAUACCGUCAUCCCACCCCUCACCACCUUCACCAUCCCCAUCCUCACCAACACCACCAUCACAACCCCAACAAACACCACCCCACUGCCACCAUCACCACCACCACCCCUCACCACCCUCACAACCCCAAACACCACCACCACCAACAACAACACCCCCACCCCUCACCAUCCUCACAAACCUAACAAACACCACCACCAACACCCCUACCCUCACCAACACUAUCCUUACAACCCCUACAAACGCCAACCCCACUACCGCCACCCCAACCCCCACCACCACCACCUUCACCAUCCCCAUCCUCACCAACACCACCCUCACAACCCCCACAAACACCACCCCACUGCCACCAUCACCCCUCCCCCCAACCCUCACCAACACCACCCUCACAACCCAAAUAAACACCACCCCUAACAACACUACCCACGCCACCACCAUCCCCACCCUCAUCAACACCACCCUCACCACCCCAAUCCUCACAACAAACACCAACAUCACCACCACUACCGCCUCAACCACCAUCCCAACCCUCACCAACACCAUCCUCACAAACCACACAAACACCAACACCACCAACACCGCCCCCACCAUUCCAAACCUCACCAACACCACCAUCGCCUACCCCCUCCCCGAACCCCCCACCGCCAACACCACCCAAAUCCUCGACACCCCAACAAACACCAAUAUAAGUUGA